Messenger RNA from Cyanidioschyzon merolae strain 10D, 1131 nucleotides. RefSeq names its product similar to RAB geranylgeranyl transferase alpha subunit. Gene Ontology annotation, biological process: protein geranylgeranylation. Gene Ontology annotation, molecular function: Rab geranylgeranyltransferase activity. The coding region runs from base 1 to 1131 and encodes 376 amino acids. The record is from RefSeq and is a predicted model, not a curated record. The transcript has a single exon. NCBI's taxonomy places the organism in Eukaryota, Rhodophyta, Bangiophyceae, Cyanidiales, Cyanidiaceae. Gene Ontology annotation, cellular component: Rab-protein geranylgeranyltransferase complex; cytoplasm.
AUGCACGGAGUCCGUCGAACCUGGAACCAAACGAUUGAGCAGGCACAACGUUAUGAACAAUGGAGUGCUGAGGCUCGGCAAGUUUUGCAACAGCGUUACGCUCUAUCGCGAGAGUGCUUUCUCAAGCGCUCGGAACCCGUGCUUUUACGUAACCCGGAGGAGUACUCGCUGUGGAACCGGCGGAAAGCUUGCUUGGUAGAGAGAUACCGUCUGGAACUUGCUACAGCGUCGGAAAAUGCUGGUUUAUCGCCUCCGCCGGCGCUCCGGGAGCAAGUUGAGGCCGAGUUUCGCGUCACCGAGGCAGCACUGCGGCAGAACCCCAAGUCAUACGCGACGUGGGCGCACCGGCUGUGGCUUUUACGCGCAGUACUGCCACUGUCACCCGACAGUACAUCCACUGCGGUACCUGGACUUGGAAACUGUCAGUGGCGACCACCGUGGAUAGUACCGCUGGACCUGGCUCAGGUCUACCUCGCCAGAGAAGAGGCGCUUUGCAAACAGUUGCUCGCUCUGGAUGAUCGCAACUUUCUCGGGUGGCGCCACUUGGUCGAAGUGCUGACGCUGACAAAGGGCAUCGGCCUCGAUUUGUCGUCGUCAUCGUCGUCGUGCGGGGAAGGCGGUGCACCUGUAGCGGGCGCAGCAGCGGGGAAGCGCCUGCUGCACAUCACGCGCACAGUCCUGGAUCAAAACAGCUGUAAUUACACGGCUUAUCAUUAUCGCAGCAUAGCGGUUAAGGAAGCACCGCAAGACUUUGACUGGCUGGAAGAGCUCGAUGCCCUUCAUCAGGUCAUGUAUACGGAACCGAACGAUCAGUCUGUUUGGUUUUACUAUCACUGGUGCAUGGAGCAGCUGCAGCAGCACCGACAACUCGACCAGGCAUCCCACACGCAAAAUCAAGCUCACGAUCAUCGUCAUUAUCUGGAGAAGGAACUCGAUCUCCUGGACGCUUUGCUAGAACUUGAACCUACAGCGAGGUGGGCGUUAGAGGCCAAAGCUCGGCACCUCAUGAACCUCGGACAGCACAAGGAAGCGGCGCGUAUCCUCGGGGAAGAGCUCCCAAUGGUCGAUCCGCUCCGAAAAGGCAUGUACGAGGAGCUGGCCGAUGCAUGCAUGCGCAAUUCCUUGGCAUAA